AACGUCUUUGUCGUCAGCCUAGCCAUCGCAGACCUGGUUGUGGCCAUCUACCCAUAUCCUCUAGUCCUAACAUCUGUCUUUCACAAUGGAUGGAACUUGGGAUAUGUCCAUUGCCAAAUCAGUGGGUUUCUUAUGGGCCUAAGUGUCAUUGGAUCCAUAUUCAACAUUACUGGAAUCGCAAUCAACCGGUAUUGCUACAUCUGCCACAGCCUCAAGUAUGACAAGCUGUACAGCGACAAGAAUGCUCUGUGCUAUGUCCUUCUCAUCUGGCUCUUGACCUUUGUUGCCAUUGUGCCCAAUUUGUUUGUGGGAUCCCUUCAGUACGAUGCCAGGAUCUACUCAUGUACCUUCUCGCAGUCAGUGAGCUCUGCGUACACAAUAGCAGUUGUGUUUUUCCACUUCAUGCUCCCAAUCGCUAUAGUUACAUUUUGCUACUUGAGGAUAUGGAUCCUAGUCAUUCAGGUACGGAGGAGAGUUAAACCUGAUAACAAACCCAAAUUGAAGCCACAUGACUUUAGGAACUUUGUGACCAUGUUUGUGGUCUUUGUACUCUUUGCGGUAUGCUGGGCUCCUUUGAAUUUCAUAGGCCUCGCAGUGGCUGUCAACCCAGAAACAAUAACUCCCCAGAUUCCAGAGUGGUUGUUUGUUUCCAGUUACUACAUGGCAUACUUCAACAGCUGCCUUAAUGCUAUCAUUUAUGGACUCUUGAACCAGAAUUUCAGACGAGAAUACAAGCGAAUUAUUGUGACAAUUUGUACAGCAAAAUUUUUCUUUCAGGACAGCUCCAACGAUGCAGUAGACAGGAUGAAAACCAAACCUUCACCGCUAAUCACAAACAACAAUUUAGUGAAGGUCGACUCUGUGUGAAAAGAGAAACUUUGUUAUUGAUGAUUUAAGACAACACUCAAAUGCUAUAUCUGUCUGUUAGCCCCACAGUUCAAGUUCUUCAGUGAAACACCAAUGUACAAAUGCACUCGGGUGAAGUUUGACAUACUGUUAUCUUUGAGCCAAAGUUAUCAUUUUUACAUAAAGAUUCUUCUAUUGCACUAUGUAAUAUUGCAUACAGUGGGCAUGAUCCAAUCAAAGUUAAAUGGUUAAUAUCCAUUCAUACAAGUAGCUAAAUCCCUUCCACUGAAAUAAAUUAAACCAAUGCAUUUUCUUUGUCUGAAUAAUUCCCAGUGAUACUCUGAUACAGCUACAAGCCUAUAAUUCAAUCAUAUACAUUACUUCUCAGAAAUAAGUCCCACUGAGCUCUAUAGGGCUUAUUUCUGGGUAAGUGCGUAUAGUAUGGCAACCUUAGGUUACUAUAGAAAUACAGAAUAAUUUUUGUAAAUC
Molecule: messenger RNA, 1335 nt
Organism: Varanus komodoensis (Komodo dragon)
Lineage: Eukaryota; Metazoa; Chordata; Lepidosauria; Squamata; Varanidae
Product: melatonin receptor type 1A
Exons: 1
Coding region: 133-867 (244 amino acids)
Biological process (GO): G protein-coupled receptor signaling pathway
Cellular component (GO): membrane
Molecular function (GO): melatonin receptor activity
Source: RefSeq, a predicted model, not a curated record